AUGAAGUUUCUCAGCUGGAUGCAAAAUAGAUUUGGUGGGAAACAAGAGAACAGAAGACCAACCUCAUCAUAUGCAGCUCCUUAUCAAGCAAAACAAGAGCCUCGGGAAGAAUUCAGCGACUGGCCUCAUGGUCUCCUAGCCAUAGGAACUUUUGGAAACAACAAUGAGAUCAAAGAAACCCUAAAUCAUAAUGAUCAGACCCAAAAUCCUCCAGAAGAUGAUCCUUCGUCGUCUGAGGAAUUAGCAGAUUUCACUCCCGAAGAAAUCGGCAAACUACAGAAGGAGUUAACCAGGCUCUUGCGACGAAAACCAAACAAAAAUGUCGAAAAGGAAAUCUCUGAGCUCCCUCUGGAUAGAUUCCUCAAUUGCCCAUCCAGCUUGGAGGUCGAUCGGAGAAUCAGCAACGCUCUUUGCACCGAUCCUGAUGAUAAUCUUACUAACAGAAAUAAUAAAGAAGAAGAAGAUAUUCAGAAGACGCUUAGUGUCAUACUUGGUAAAUGCAAAAACAUUUGUGCAGAUAAUAGCAAGAAAGCCAUAGGGAAGAAAUCUAUUUCGUUUCUGAUAAAGAAGAUGUUCGUUUGUGCGAAGGGGUUUGCCCCACAACCCAGUCUCAGAGAUACCCUACAAGAGUCAAGAAUGGAAAAGCUUUUGAGGACAAUUCUUCACAAGAAUAUAUACUCUCAAUGUUCUCCAUCUCGGGCGUCAUCAUCAAAGAAGCGCCUUGAGGACAGAAAGGCUCUAAGGAAGAGGAAUGAGGAUGAACCUAUAGAAGAGAAAACUGACGAUGGCUGUAAAUGGGUCAGGACUGAUUCUGAAUAUAUUGUUCUAGAGAUAUAAAUCUGCUUUUCUUGGUGCUGUCUCCUUUUUUUCACUUCUUCAGAUGUACAAUAUAACAGUGCCUCAGACUCGAGCGAGAAGUCAAAUAUGUAACAAUGGUGAUUGAAUGAUGAAGUGGAGCUCGCAUUUUUAGAAACAGAGUUCAUCUUUGAUGCUGCAUCAUGAUAUGUAGUGGUGCAGAGUAUGUGUCUCUGUUUUCUCCCCCUUUUUUCAUGGUUGUAUCUGUUAAUGCAGGGCAAUUCAUGUUACAGAAAAUUGUAGAAAGGAUUGAUGUAUUCAUCUGUUCUGUGCUUGUACUCUUAACUCCACUUUUUCCUCUGCCAAGUUGUCAGCUUUUCUCUUUAUAAGAUGAUUUGCAGAUGAAUAAUUCUCAG
Molecule: messenger RNA, 1211 nt
Organism: Neltuma alba
Lineage: Eukaryota; Viridiplantae; Streptophyta; Magnoliopsida; Fabales; Fabaceae
Exons: 6
Coding region: 1-837 (278 amino acids)
Biological process (GO): regulation of growth; gravitropism
Source: RefSeq, a predicted model, not a curated record